AUGGUGGAAUGCUUGCGCUCCAGUGCCGUAGAUGUCCGAAGGCAAGCGAAAAGCUGGUCCGAAUAUACGACUUUGAUGGCAAGCCUUAUGUGCUUGUGCAUCUUUGAACUCAUUGCCGGCUUCUUGCUGGACAUCAUGGGCUCCAGCUAUGUGAAUGGCCUGAAUGCCAAUGACCCCUUCGCAGUGUUUCGCUUUGUUUGUGACAGCGCCUUGUCUGUUUUCAUGCAGACGCGGCUUUUUGCCUAUGCUGAUCACAUCAUGGGCGGGCCCAGCAGCUGCACCAAGAGCUGUUGUCCAUGUGGGCGACAAGAAGAUCCUUCAAAAUGGCAAGCGCCGCGCGGUGCAGGUAGCUGUGUGUUGCUGUCUUUAAUGCUUCUCGCAGUGCGUGUUUAUCACGACCUCAUCCUGUUUCUGGGCUGGAAAGGAGCCAGUUCACUGUGGGCAAUCGUCCGCUUGGCCCGUGUGAUGAUCCGCUUCUUGAUGGCAGGUGCCAACGCCAUACGGAGCAAGGCCUAUGCCAACCAUCCGCUCAGCGAACACCUUUCUGCUCAAAUGAGAAGCAACAUGGCCACGCAAAGCAAGAUGUUGAUGGUUGCAGGCAUCUUGGCGGGUUGUGUUGACUUCGCGGUGGUUGCGAAGGGCUUCUCUGCACCGGAUAAAUACUUCCUUGACAUCACGGACUUCGAACUGGACGUGAUGAACAACCUUUUUACCCAGUGGCUACCAAUUACUUUGCUCAUCACUGGGACCAUCGAUAAACGAGCUCCUCAGCCCCACAUCAAUGACUUGAGAGCUUGUGGCUUUGCGAAUGGCUUGGUCAUUUUCUUCCUCUACCUUGGAACCUUCCUCUUCGGAGCUUGGGGUGGUCGAGCCCUGCUGUUCCCCUUGUCGGAGAGUGCGGUGCAAGUGAGCCUGAUCGGUGGACCGGCGUUGGUCUUGGCGAAGACGGGCGCUGGAAUGAUGUACUUUUGCUUGCCAGCUCUGUUCCUCACGGUCUUCCCGUUCGUGAUGCAUCAGGUACAGAAGACGACCUCCGUGACGAUGCCCAUGUGGCCAGGAGAAGGGCUCACCUACAUCACUUACCAUCGGAACGCUGCACAUCUCUUCAUUCUGGCCUUGACCGUGCAUACUGGAGGCCACAUUUGGACGUUUGCGAAUGCUGGAGGCGUGGACGCCUACACUGGCACGAUUUGGGGUGGGGGUCACUAUGCAUGGUUGUGGCCUUGGGUGACGGGAUGCUUGCUGGUGACAUUGGGCCUCUCGCUCUAUGUGGCAUACUGGGCAUUGAAGAGGCGUUGCUAUGAUUUCUUCAUCCGGAACAAACGCGUGCUGGGUGUUGUGUUGUUGGUCUUAGCUGGCAGCCAUGGCUUUACCUCCAACUUCGGCCAGCCGCGGCUUUGGUGGUUUUGCUUGCUGAUCCUUUGCAUGUGGGCCAUUGACAAAAGGAUCAAGAGUGAAGCGAGCGGUAUCAGCUGUAGCCAAGAAAUCGUGAAGAUGAAGGAUUCCAAAGGAAACUUCAACGGUGCAAUCCUUGUCUUGAAAUCCAAGGAGACUUUUCAAGAAGUGGAACCUGGCGCGGUUUUGCUGCAAGUGGUUGGAGUGAAUGGGCGGCAUCCCUUGACGCAAGUCGCCUACCCUUGUGGAACCGGGUGGAAGUUGGAGUACCAUAUCCGGCUGAUGCCGUCGGUGGAAAAGCAGAACUGGGCCCAUCGGUUGUAUGAUCACGCUCGUGCGAGAGAAGGCUCCGAGGAAGGCAUUGACUUGGAAGUCGCGGGACCUAUGAGCACACUGGGAACCUUUGGGCAGGAAGAGCUCCUGAAGGAUGUGCACCAUAUUAUUUUGGUGGCGAUCGGUGUGGGCUUCACCGGCUGUGUGCACCCUCUUUUCCAUGCAUAUCAAGAAGGCCUCCGUGCGGAUCAAAUCCGUCUUUGCAUUCGGACGCCUUCUCCUGAGUAUGCUAACGUUGUGGAGGUGGUGUGUGGCGCGUAUGGCCUACGUCGGAAGCAAGAACUGAAAGUCUCCAUCAGCGAGGACAGUGCACCCGGAGUGGAUGUACCUGCUGACGAACGGCAAGACCGCAGCCAGUGGGGUAACAUGCUGCGUCAAGAGGUGGAGGCCUUGUCUGGCUCGCGUGGAGGGCUUGUACUGCUCUUCACCUGUGGACCAUCGCCUGCAGUAAAAGGAGUACAAAACCUCUUCUUGGACGACAUGCGAGUUCGCAUGGUGGCAGAGGCCUUCGGCUGA
Molecule: messenger RNA, 2244 nt
Organism: Durusdinium trenchii
Lineage: Eukaryota; Dinophyceae; Suessiales; Symbiodiniaceae
Source: the annotation of a GenBank genome assembly